Molecule: messenger RNA, 3030 nt
Organism: Durusdinium trenchii
Lineage: Eukaryota; Dinophyceae; Suessiales; Symbiodiniaceae
Source: the annotation of a GenBank genome assembly
AUGCCGGGGAGUCAUAGCGCUGAGGGCAGCGCUGCUCCUCCAGAUGCCUUGCGUGGGGUGAAUGAUGAGCUUUCCAGUAGACUACGUCGCGCGGAAAGUGGUGAUCAAUCCGGAGAUUCCCAAGAACCAGAUCAGCACAGUGAGGCGGCUUUCAAUAGGGCAGUGAGUUUUGCCCAACUAUUUACCCGACAUGUACGUGCUGUGGCUGACAUGCUGGGUGACAAGGUCCUUGACCGCGCCAAGAUGGAUCGUUUGGUCAUGGGUCUGGAUGCCGCAGUACGAUCAGGGAAGUGCUUUGCAGCUUUGAACGGCCCUGUGAAGCCUUCUGUUUUGAAUGGCGCUGUCGACUUGAUUCGCAAGAAGGUUUCUGAACCUUUGAGCAAAGCCAACUGGCAAGGGUACCGGCAUCUUGUCAUUGUGAAGGAGUUCUGGCCGAAAGUGAUUCCCCGCACCGCAUUUUAUGCAUGGUACAGUCAGAAUUGGAACAAACAGGACCUUGUGAAUCUGAGAAGCUUGUGGGGGGUGGCCGAAGCGCAUGUCAUUCGUGAAGUUGGCUACAAAGGUGCACACCAAGCACCACCACUUCCCAUGGACCCCCGGUUUCCAUGGGCUGCAGCAAGCUCAUUGGGAAUUAUGCUUCUCCUGGGUGCUCUUGCUCAAACCAGGGGCCUUGCUCUACAAUGCCAGGAGGAGGCAGUCAAGUUUCUUUCGCGUAUGUGCUCUCGCAUUUCUGAUGCCAAGUGGGUGCUGAAGCUACUGCCUACUGUUCAACUUCCGGUUGAGGAGCGCUUGGUUGACUUGGGGGAAUUCUGGAAGCACUUCUCGCCACAAGACCAGCGAACACUGAAGAACAGGUUCUUGGCAAGGAACUCUGGAUUUUGUGGCACUGCGAAUGGUGGCAAUGAGGAUCUUGUGGAGGUCAUGGUGGUCCAGGCGCAGGUUGGGCAACUCGUUUGUUCAGCGCCUCCGAUGUUCAUGAUGGCUGUCAAGGAGACACUCCAGCCUGUUACAGAGAAGCGUGGUGCCUUGGAAGAUGCUCCAUUGCCCCCGGUGGCAAUGCACCAAAUGGUGCCUUUAGAAGGGAAGCGUCAGCGUGGUGUACAAAAAGCUUUGGAUAGCCAGCGUGGCUCCAAGCGCAAGCUGGCUCCUGAUGUCCAGUUUGCAGAGACAAAGUACUCUGAGAAGGUCAAGACCCGCCACCUGUUGCUUGGAAUCCAGCAAAGCCUGAACAAACUCAUGGACUUCCGGUGGUCUGACACUUCUCCCACGGUGGCUUUGCGGCCUGUGAAGAUUGGUGAGCAGCGCUGCACUUACAAGGACGCUGAAGGCGUGGCCAAGGUCUUCUACUGGAAUGUGGAGACUGCUGAGGCUACAUGGCAGUCAACCCUAACAGAGACCUUUGGUGGCCAUCUUCGGCUUGCACUUGUGAUGGAUGAGGGCAGCCCUGGCUACUCCCUUGCUUCAGACACCUGCCACAAAAUGGCUCGCUUGCAAGACAUGGCUUUCAACUCUGCUUCUCCUGUUUUGAAGGUGAUUCGCAGGGAGCUGGGUUUGGUCAUGAAGUUUGACAUGGCCCCCUACAGCACCUCUCGCUUUGGCCGACGUUUGAAGGAAGCAUGCUGGAUCUAUGCAUCUAGCAUGGAGCCAAACGACCCUUUGCUUGCACCUUUGAUGUCCAAGAUCUGUGAAGACUUGCAUUGUGACCCAAACAACUUCGAGCAUGUCAAGCAAAGGAUCCUUGACUGGAGUCAGAAGAAGGGUCGCAAGGAUUCGUUGGAGUUCAACAUGAACCGCUGGGAUGCACUGGUGGACGGCUUGAGUGUGCUGUUGGAGCAGUGGCACAUCCGCAUUUUUGCCAUCAUGGCUGCUUGUGUUCUCGAAGGCGAAAACCCAUGGAACUUUGCAGCGAAGUGCAUCUCUGACCCAGCGACAGGUCAGAAGUGGUCAAUCCUUCCCAAGGUCCUGCUGCAGCCGAGCAAGUUAGCUCUGGCAAAGGGCAUCCACAAAGUCUUGCGGCCUUUCAGAUGGUUCACAGCUGAGGAGGCUACUCUGCCAGGUUUGAUUGUUGCACACCUGAUUCAGGUACGAACCAACAACGAUGGCUGCUACAUUGACAGGAUCAAGCAAGUUCUCCUUGGUUUCCCAACGUGGUCGAGCAGAGGAUUCAUUGAGUCCUUGGGUCCGUGCAACUUGUUUGAGAUGGGUAUCAACAGCUUCAAUGCUGGCACGGCUGCACUGCCAAAUGAAGAAAAUUCAGACGAGUUUGAGGUGUUGCAGAACAUUUUGACCUUCAACUUGAAGUUCAUGAAGCACACCAACAGGUUCCGUCUUCUUCACGAAUCUCCGCCUUUCAAUGCGAUUCUCUUCUUCCAGCAGGACACUGCGCUUGACCGGAAGUGGGCGCAGGAAGCCAUGAUGAAAAUGAAGGAGGAGUGGACCUUUGUUCUGGAGGAAGAGGCGAAGCAGGCCCAAUGGCUGGCGCAAUGCAAACAUUUGCGCUGGCAAGCUUACCGGGAGGUGAUGACAGCUUGUGAAGAGUCUGGAUGGGAUGCUUCUUCAGCGCAUGUCCGCAAAGUCAUGCAACCAUGGGUGCCUUCGCGUGGGAACACAGUGAGUGUUGAACACACGUUCGGCCGGUUGAGGGAUGCUGAGAGCAGGCAUUCCAAGCACAAGAAGGCUGCGCCAGCUCAGGUGUGCUCUGUAUGCAUCAAAACCACCAACCAGCUCUUUGGCAACACUUUGGAUACAACCCAACCUCCGUUGGCAGCCAUUUCGCAGAUUGGUGCUCAAUUUUCCUCUGGUUUCCUUCGCAAGGACGUUUUGUGUGCUAGCAGGACAACCUUGUCAGAGACAGGGUUGAAGCAUCCUGGUGAGAUGCUCAAGAAUGCAGAGAAGAGGACUUCAGCUUUCCACUUCGUCCAGAAUGGUCUCAGCUGCUUGCAAGCUCGGAAGCUGGCAGCAGAAAAGAAGUGGAAGAACACGUCGUACCUUUGGGUGAGUUCUGUCAUUCCUGAGGGCGCAGUUGUUUGA